This is a messenger RNA of Trachemys scripta elegans, 798 nucleotides long. Its product is annotated as adhesion G protein-coupled receptor E2-like. The transcript has 3 exons. The record is from RefSeq and is a predicted model, not a curated record. The coding region runs from base 358 to 729 and encodes 123 amino acids. Gene Ontology annotation, cellular component: membrane. Lineage: Eukaryota; Metazoa; Chordata; Testudines; Emydidae. Gene Ontology annotation, biological process: adenylate cyclase-activating G protein-coupled receptor signaling pathway. Gene Ontology annotation, molecular function: G protein-coupled receptor activity.
UAAAGUGCCAUCCAUUGAGGAGGAAGGCAAGUGUGGCUUACUGUUGCUCUGUAGCAACCCCUCUGUUUAUUUAUGGAACAACAUACAUAGGUUCCCAGGAGCCCAAUAUCCUGUUCCCACUUGAUUAAAAACAAAACCGUAAUGAGAGAUUGAACCAUUUACUUUGGAAGAACCACCUAUGAGAGGGGAAAGUAUGUGUCUGGGAAGAUGGUUGGGCACGAUAUUGUAUUUUGGAUUCAUAGGCAUAUGUUGCCAUUGUGUUCACCUUGACAGUAACCCUAAGACACAGUAAAGUGGGUGCCAGCUGUUUUGCCCCACACUGCCCCGAGCCCCCUGACUUACCAUGGGGUCGUUCUCAUGGGAUCUCUCCGUCUGCCUUUAUCCAGAUUACUGACUUUUAAAGCUAUCGCCCAGCUAUUCAUUCUGGGCUGCACGUGGAGUCUUGGUCUCUUCCAAGUCAGCUCAGCAAAAAUGGUCAUGGCGUAUUUAUUCACCAUUGUCAACAGCCUGCAGGGAGUCUUCAUCUUCCUGGUGCACUGUCUCCUCAAUCGCCAGGUGAGAGAGGAGUACAGGAGAUGGAUUAAAGGCACAAGAAAAUCCAGCCCCCCAACCCAAACAUUUAGUCUGUCCAGGUCCACUGUCACUACCAGCCCCAAGAUGGCUCCAUGCAUCACUGGCUGUGGAAUGGGCUGGGAAGGUGCAGAUGGGCCAUCCCCAACAAAGAGUUAGCACUGCAUGGAAUUUCCUCUGGCUCCAUUACCUCUACUGGGAAAGGAUCCAGAAGUUUUGUCUGGAGGG